Poeciliopsis prolifica (blackstripe livebearer) is the source of this 1622-nucleotide messenger RNA. RefSeq names its product transmembrane protein 60 (gene tmem60). Bases 243 to 647 code for a protein of 134 amino acids. The transcript has 2 exons. Lineage: Eukaryota; Metazoa; Chordata; Actinopteri; Cyprinodontiformes; Poeciliidae. The record is from RefSeq and is a predicted model, not a curated record.
GUAUCUUUAGCUUAAAGCUAACCCCUGCUACGUGGUUGGUUUGUUGUGAAACGGUUAAAUAUAAAUGUUUUCUUGUUAACGAGUCACUGCAUUUAUCAGGAAAUAGUGUCGGUAAACUCGCUGCCGGACAGAGAGCUAGCUGUCUUCCUGCGCUGGGAUCACUCCGCCGCCUGCGCUGCGCUCUUCGGCCUCGUUUCCAGCCUCCGCCGGUGGAUGAGCCUGGUCAGUCGCCGCCUUCCUAGAUGAAGAUGUCCCUGGCUCAGCGAGUCUUCCUCUCCUGGAUCUUCGCCCUGGUCUUCCUCAUCAUGCUUGCCCUCAAGCUGGACUCCAAAAUCCAGUGGAACUGGUUCCUGAUCUUCCUCCCCGUCUGGACCUUUGACACCGUCCUCAUCCUCAUGCAGAUCGUGGAGAUGGCGGGUCGCUGCAAGCCGGACUUUGACCCCAGGGACGAGGAGAAAAGCGUGAAGAGGAGGCUGUGGUACCUGACAGCCCUGCUCCUCAAGCUGGCCUUCUGUCUGACUCUGUGCUCCCGGCUUGAGAAGCUGACGGACAUCUGGGUCAGCGUGGUGUGUGUCCCACUGUGGGUGCUGCUGGGUGGAGCGCUGCUGGAACUGGGAUACAGUGUUUUCCACUACAGGAGGGACUGAGCCAGGCGGGGGAGAAACCCUUACAAACGGACACAUUGUUAUUUUUAGAGAUAUUCACCUCUUAACUGAGGGAUGCACAGUUAUUUAGUUGUUAUUUUAAAACCUGGGACUGCAGCACCAUAACAAGAGAAAACUUUGGUAUGAUUUUCUCUCCACUGUAGGAGUUCAUUGUCAUUGCCUGACUAAAUUGCACUUUGCUUUAGAUCUGACAACUUCACCUCAAUGUCAACAUGUCUGGGAUUGUUCAGUUAAAUCCAGCCCUCUUUUAAGGUUUACUCACUGCCGCUUUUUUGCAAUUUUAAAGUAAAAUAAAAAAAAGAGACUUAAACUGGUUUUAAGAUCCUCCCUGAGCAUCAUUUUUUAUUUAUUUUUACUUCUCUGCUUCAGAGGUUUUAUGCUAUUUUGUUCUCCAAGGUGAUAAAAGUCAAUAAUUAUGUGGAUGGAUUAAAUAUUAUUUACAUGUUGGAUGCAGCUGGUAAGGACAGAUUUACAAAUGUAGAAACCUUGAACUGUAUGUUGUCACAUUAUCACCACAAAUGUCAAUUUCUUUCGUGGGGAGGUUUUGUGAUAGAGCAGCAGAGCGAAUAAUGCAGAAUCUUAAAGUGGAAAGAAAAAAAAAUAGGAUUCCUUUUCUUAGAAUAAAAUAAGAAUAAAAAAUAUAACUGAAAGUGUGGAGUUUGUUUUUGGGCACUUGAGUGAACAUUUUAGCCAUUUUCAUUUCAACAGCAGCUGCCGGUGUUUUGGGUUUGUCUCUACUGAAAUAUUCAGUCACAAAUAUUUAUUCCCAAUAACUCUGAUCAGUUUCCUUGUCUCUGACUCUCCCACCUGAGCCGUGAAUCUCUGCAGCCACUCCUGAGACUUCCUCAUAUCUCGACUGCUUUUUGCACGUUGCUAUCUAUGUACGACACUCUUUUCAAAUUUGUUUGUAAAAGAAAAAAGUGCCUUAUGUUUGUUUGUCAUUAAAAUCCUUGAAGU